Molecule: messenger RNA, 1209 nt
Organism: Lagenorhynchus albirostris (white-beaked dolphin)
Lineage: Eukaryota; Metazoa; Chordata; Mammalia; Artiodactyla; Delphinidae
Gene: DOK6
Product: docking protein 6
Exons: 8
Coding region: 43-1038 (331 amino acids)
Biological process (GO): cell surface receptor protein tyrosine kinase signaling pathway; positive regulation of MAPK cascade
Cellular component (GO): cytoplasm
Source: RefSeq, a predicted model, not a curated record
CGGACGGCAGCUCUCGACUCGGGGAAGCCGAACGCGCUGGCCAUGGCCUCCAACUUUAACGACAUAGUCAAGCAGGGCUACGUGAAAAUCCGCAGCAGGAAGCUGGGGAUUUUCAGACGUUGCUGGUUGGUUUUUAAGAAGGCGUCUAGUAAAGGACCCAGAAGGCUAGAAAAAUUUCCAGAUGAAAAGGCAGCAUAUUUCAGAAACUUUCAUAAGGUAACUGAACUGCACAACAUCAAAAAUAUAACCAGGCUGCCUCGAGAGACAAAGAAGCAUGCAGUGGCAAUUAUCUUUCAUGAUGAAACGUCAAAGACAUUUGCCUGUGAGUCAGAGCUGGAGGCCGAGGAGUGGUGCAAGCAUCUCUGCAUGGAGUGUCUGGGGACUAGGCUGAAUGACAUCAGCCUCGGGGAACCUGAUCUCUUGGCGGCAGGAGUGCAGCGGGAACAGAAUGAGCGAUUCAACGUGUAUCUUAUGCCUACACCAAACCUGGACAUUUAUGGCGAAUGCACAAUGCAGAUCACUCAUGAGAAUAUCUAUCUCUGGGAUAUCCACAAUGCCAAGGUCAAGCUGGUCAUGUGGCCUCUCAGCUCACUGAGGAGAUACGGGCGGGACUCAACAUGGUUCACGUUUGAGUCAGGAAGAAUGUGUGACACAGGAGAAGGACUAUUCACUUUUCAAACAAGGGAAGGAGAAAUGAUCUAUCAGAAGGUCCAUUCUGCGACACUGGCCAUAGCUGAGCAACAUGAAAGAUUAAUGCUAGAAAUGGAGCAGAAGGCCCGGCUUCAGACAAGCUUGACUGAACCAAUGACGUUAUCCAAAUCAAUAUCUCUUCCUCGCAGUGCAUACUGGCAUCACAUCACUCGUCAGAACAGCGUUGGGGAAAUCUACAGUUUGCAAGGUCAUGGGUUCGGGUCCUCGAAGAUGUCACGCGCACAGACGUUUCCCAGCUACGCCUCGGAGCAGAGCGAAGAGACACAGCCGUCCUUGUCCCGGUCCAGCAGCUAUGGCUUCAGCUACAGCUCCAGCCUCAUCCAAUGACACCCAGAGAGAUGCUGAGACCAGAGAGACAGUCUCCGGACCUGCCUGGGGGCCAUCACGCCCUCUGCCUCGCGGAGGACCAAUUGCAGGGAACAUUGAAAUGGGUUGGGUCUAUCCCCGCUCCCAGUGGAAGGUUAAAAACUGGAGUUCUGCUUCCUUGAUUCCGUGGCU